Acipenser ruthenus (sterlet) is the source of this 12543-nucleotide messenger RNA. RefSeq names its product EVI5-like protein. The record is from RefSeq and is a predicted model, not a curated record. The transcript is spliced from 20 exons. NCBI's taxonomy places the organism in Eukaryota, Metazoa, Chordata, Actinopteri, Acipenseriformes, Acipenseridae. The coding region runs from base 358 to 2934 and encodes 858 amino acids.
AACUCCUUGAGGAAGCUUGGUCGAGUUAACUCUGACAGCUGAGGAUUUUUUUUCCAACCAAGCCUCCGCCUGUCCAGCAAAGCACUCACUGACCGUGAAACAGGGAAGCCGCAUCCGUGCUGAAAUAUUCGCUUUUAAAAACGGGAUUUGAGAGCUCGGUUUUGUUCACUGAAAAGCCCUCGGCCAUGCCCGUCGCCGGCAGGAGGGAGCUGGGAGUGUGUCCAUCAUUAUAUUAAGGUUGUUAAUUAUUUACAUCAGCCUCGACUCAGCCAUGGAGGUGUAGAUCGGGGCAGGUGAGGAGUCAUCAUUAUUCAGAAGGCCCUGUGCUCCACUAGCCUCCCCCUCAUCUCAGCAGGCAUGUCGACCCCCGCGUUGGAACUGAACCCAGCUGGUAGCCCCGUUCUGGAGGCCAUGGAGCCCUCCACCCCUCCCUCCGCUCAGGAAGCGGACCCCAACUCAGCGGGCAGCCCGGCGCUCAGCCCAGACUCCUCCUCGCACGAUGCCACCCUGUCUGUGCCAGCCUGCUCCCCGGCCGACUCCGACAACCUGAGCCCUGAUGAGCUGGAGCUGCUGGCCAAGCUGGAGGAGCAGAACAGGUUGCUAGAAGCUGAUUCGAAGUCGAUGCGCUCGAUGAGUGGCUCCCGCAGGAACAGCGGCUCCUCUCUGGUCUCCAGCUCCUCAGCCAGCAGUAACCUGAGCCACCUGGAGGAGGACACCUGGAUCCUGUGGGGCCGCAUCGUCAACGAGUGGGAGGAGUGGAGGCGCAAGAAGGACAAGCUGCUCAAGGAACUGAUCCGGAAGGGCAUCCCGCAUCACUUCCGGGCCAUCGUGUGGCAGCUGCUAGGCAACGCGGCGGACAUGCCAGUGAAGAACCAGUACUCCGAGCUGCUGAAGAUGUCGUCUCCGUGCGAGAAGCUGAUCCGCAGGGACAUCGCUCGCACCUACCCCGAGCACGACUUCUUCAAGGGGCAAGACUCCCUGGGGCAGGAGGUGCUCUUCAACGUCAUGAAGGCGUACUCGCUGGUGGAUAGGGAGGUGGGGUACUGCCAGGGCAGCGCCUUCAUCGUGGGGCUGCUCCUCAUGCAGAUGCCAGAGGAGGAGGCGUUCUGCGUGUUCGUCCGCUUGAUGCAAGAGUAUCGUCUUCGAGAGCUCUUCAAACCCAGCAUGGCCGAGCUGGGCCUGUGCAUCUACCAGUUUGAGUACAUGCUGCAGGAGCAGUUGCCAGAGCUGAAUGUUCAUUUCCGCUCGCAGAGUUUCCACACCUCCAUGUACGCCUCCUCCUGGUUCCUCACUCUCUUCCUCACUUUCUACCCAUUGCCGGUAGCCACGAGGAUAUUCGACAUCUUCAUGUAUGAGGGCCUGGAGAUUAUAUUCCGGGUGGGAAUGGCGAUUCUCCAGUACAACCAGACUGAUCUGAUCCAGCUGGACAUGGAGGGCAUGUCUCAGCACUUCCAGAAGGUGAUUCCUCAUCAGUUUGAAAGCUGCCCGGACAAGCUCAUACUGAGGGCUUAUCAGAUAAAGUACAACCCUAAGAAAAUGAAAAGGCUGGAGAAGGAAUACACCACCAUCAAGAACAAGGAGAUGGAGGAGCAAAUCGAAAUUAAGAGACUACGGACUGAAAACCGUCUGUUGAAACAGAGGAUUGAGACCCUGGAGAAAGAGAGUGCUGCUUUGGCAGAUAGGCUGAUUCAGGGUCAGGUGACUCGUGCUCUGGAAGCGGAGGAGAAUUACGUGAUCAAGCGGGAGCUGGCCGUGGUGAGACAGCAGUGCACGGCCGCCAGCCAGAGCCUGGAGAAAGCGCAGGACACCAUCCGGGAACUGCAGGAGCACAAGGGGGACCCGCGCUACACCGCAGAGUUCGCGUCAGAUCUCCAGACUCAGCUGGAGCAGUCCCGGCUACAGGAGGCAGAGCUGCUGGGGGCCCUCAGAGAGAUGCAGGACAAGGUGCUGCACAUGGAGAAGAGGAACAGCCUGCUCCCCGAUGAGAACAAUAUGGCUCAACUACAAGACGAGCUGAAAGCAGUGAAGCAGCGGGAGAUGCAGACCCUCAACUCCUUCAAAGAGAUGCAGUCGCAGAUCUCUGACCUCAACGAGCACUGGCAGCUCCACAUGUCUCGCUCCUCAGGAGGAGGGGGUCACUGGAAGGAAUCCCCCAAAAAGAACGCCCUCAACGACCUGCAGGACAAGCUGAUGACAGCGAGGCUGAGAGAGGCACAGGCCCAGGCAGAGACCAGGGAGCUCCGACUGCAAGCAAUGCAACUGGAGAGCCAGAACCAGAUCAACAGCAACCUGCUGAACCGUCAGGAGGUAGAGAGCGCCGCCCUGCAGGAGAAGCUGCAAUACCUCGGCGCGCAGAACAAGGGCCUGCAGACCCAGCUGAGCGAGAUGAAGAGGAAACAGGCUGAGUCAGACUGCAAGAGUAAGGAGGAAGUGAUGGCGGUGCGUCUCAGAGAGGCUGACAGCAUGGCUGCCGUGGCUGAGCUGCGCCAGCGAAUCGCAGACCUCGAAAUCCAGAAGGAAGAGGGUCGCAUUCAAGGCCAGCUCAACAACUCGGACUCAAGCCAGUACAUCAGAGAGCUGAAGGACCAGAUCGCUGAGCUCAAGACUGAGAUCCGUCUUCAGAAGGGCCACCAGCAGCGCUUCAAGGACCCGAUGACUGCGUUUGACGGGAUCCACAUCGUGAAUCACGUGAUGAGGGACGGCGAUUCGCUGAGCUCGGACGAGGACCUCCUGCCCAGCCCCCUAGCGGUGGGUGGGCUGCAGGACGCCCUUUACCCUUUGAACCCCGGCAGUGCCUGCUUCCUGCGCGGCGUGGAGAAUCCUGGGAAGGACAGCGAUGGCAGCACGGACAGCGAGCAGGAGGAGAGGACCUCUGCGGCGCAGCUGUACGCACACAUGGUCUGUGGGGAUAAUGUAAACAACUUGGAAAACUGAGACCAGCAAGUCACAUUACUAGCAUUCUAAUUAUUAUUACUGUUUCAUUUAAAGACUGACCUACCGGUGGCAAUCGCCAGGACUAAUCCUUAUCACAACACUGCAACCCUCGUAGAAUUAAGGACACAAAGUCCCCCGAGCACAAUACCGUAUACUGAAAACAUGUGCCGGCAAUUGCAGCAGUUUUCACGCCAAAUUGUACGCAACAGUAUGCUUUUGCAGCACUGAAACUUAUUGCCAAAUGUACACAUGGCAGUGUGUUUGUGUGCAAAGGAGAUUUUUGUCAACACCCCGUCAGGAACUUUUCAAACCUUCACGACAUGUGAAUUUGAUUGACACACACACACACACAUGUAUAGUCUUCCAUACCAACUAUUAAACUAUGAUAAAAACACAACACUAAACCCCCCUUGAAUUAAAGGUUGCUGCAUUUCUCAAAAAAAGACAGGAACAAAAACUAAGCACUUCUGUACUGUCACAAACACUGCACUGGCCCCUGCAGUGACCACAGUCCAGUCCUGCACAGAUGAAUACAUCUGAAACUCUGGGUGUGGGAACCAGAUUUAAAAAAAAAAAUAAAAAAAAAUGAAUUCACUUCUGCACUGCGUCACCUAGCAAUCACUACACUGCCCCAUCCUUCCUACCGUUCCACUCCUCCCUACAGUAUUUCUUCUAAGUCUUUACCUCCAAUCUUUUAAGUCAAGCCUCAAGUCUGGUAGCACCUCGAAAGCACUCGAUUCAAGCAUAGCAGCAGUGGAACAACUUGGUCUGAAGCAGACAAACUGCCCCCACCCGUUCUUGAAAGCGGGCACUACAGUACUGCACUGGAGACCUGCAGGGGAAGUUUGUGCCCUCAUUACAGCGUGGAGUUUCACAGGAUCAAACCAGGCAACAGAAAAGGCUUGAGACAAACAAGCGAACAGUUCAAAGAGUGGUCCUAUUGAUCUGAAGCUUAACAAUCUGGAAACUGUACACUGAUCCAGAGUAGCCACAAUUAUUUUUGGUCACGUUUUAUUUUAAGGGCCGCCUAUUAACUAUUAACAGCUAAUAAACAUGUUUCUGUUAAUUGUUAGUUAAUAUAUAAUAGGCUAGUUAAAACUGCAAACAUGAACCCUAUGGAUGAUCAAUACCCAGUCGAUCAUAUACUUGAAAUCGGUUCAAAUUGUUACUGCAGUAAUGUUUAGCAAAUUAAAUCAGGUUAUUAUUAACUGCAGUGCAGAAGAGCCGGGCUUGUCUGCAUUCGUGGUGAUAGAGCUUCUAACCUCAUCUCACCGACCGAGAACAGCGUCCAUAACGGCAGUGCAGCACACAACACUGCCUGUUGCACUAGUUUAUAAAGAUCUUAAUGUAUAACUCAAAAUGAACAACGUUUGUUAACAGUUAAUAAACUAAAAAAGUGGCCCUUCAAAUAAAACGCGACCUUGAUUUUUUUUCACUGCCACAGACGAGAGUGUGCUGCUGUCAGCCACGUAAACGAAUAAAACUGGUCUUCCAUGCACUGUACUGUACGUGUGAGCGGGGGCUGUUGGAAAAUCUGCAACAGGAUGCGUUUCUGUCUGUGUGUCAACCAUGUCUGAAGCAACUCACUGCGCCGCCCACCAUGCAAACUUGCAAUCGUGCAACACCAUGCUGCUUAACGAAAACAUGCAAUCAGAAGCCCAGUGUCUGAUUAGCACACUGAGUGAUGCAUGCUUUGCUGCUUCAAAGCCCCUUCCUUAACUUCAUUCCCUGAGAGAGGAGAGGACCCGCAAUGUCACAACUGAACAUCAACACAACAUUCAUCUCCUGGACUCAUUUGAUGCCACGCCAUCAUAACAUUUAAACCUGAGCCUGGGUUUAGUGUACCUGAACUCAUAAUAAAACCUGGGCUGGCUCAAACUGCUGUGAAACGAGAUGCCUGCUUCUGUUUGUGCAUGGGGCGGGGAAUCCAUGCAGAGUUAAAUUGAACGGAAAGAUGUGUAGCCCACAAACAGUGCUUUAGUUUCAGUUUUAUAUUGGAGAGUGAGAUCAGGUACAAGGGAUGAAGGAUUGUGGACUUUUUUUUUUGGAAACUCACACGGGACUGUGGGGGGAAAAAAAAAAGACGUAUUGAACAGUAAGUUUUUUUUUUAUUUAUGUAUUUAUUUAUUUAUUUUAUUUUUGAUAAUAUAAAUAACUAACUUUUCCUCUGGCAUCAGAUAAUUCCCUGUCCCAACACAUUUUCAUUAGCCCAUGCACUCCCACAUCCAAGGUGUGGUUUUCCGUAAGGAUUUGAAAUCCCUUCUUAUUAUCCACAGUGCCAUUUUCGCUGCUCCCCUUAUCACUGUGCUGCCGAAGUCCUCAUUUCUUAAAGGGUUAAUCCUGUUAAAUUCUUUCUAGAGCAUCGCUCUCCUUGCACUUACAAUAAUCUGUUUGCAACUCUGGCAACGAUGUGCUGUUGGGCUUUUCUGAAUCUACAGAACGGGUGAAUAACCGUUAAAUAAACCUUUUAACCACUCCCUGGGAGCUGUUUAAGCACUAAAAAGUAAGCCGAGUUUAAAAUCAUUUUUACAAUGCUGCUCCACACACUCAUCACAGAAUGAAUUUCUCUCUCUCUCUGUCUCUCUCUCUCUCUCUCUCUCUCUCUGUAUUUAUAAAUAUAUUUAAUCGAAAUAUGAAUAGCUGAUAUACAUAGAUUAUAAAUAAGUAUGUAUAUAGAUAUAUCCGUUUGUGUGUGUGCGUGUUGUGCCUUUAAAAAAGGCAGACCUAUUUGGAAUUGUCUUACUUGUAUUAUAUUAAGAUUUAACUUCAACACUACGUACUGUUGCCAAAUCCUGUUAUUUUGGGGGUCCUUUUUUCUUUUUUUUUUCUAUAAACUUUAUACCAGUGGUAGCCAAACUUUUUUUCUGUGCCAACACGGACCCAAAGUUAGAGGGUAGUGGUUAUGAUAUCGAUAACAAAUAAAUAAGACAAGAGAAAUCCUGAUCUGAUCACACUGAACGUGGGACUUGAAUUAAAUUGCUACGGUACAGGUUUGUGUUCCAACCCAGUCUUCAUACAGAUAAGCUGCUUUCUGAGAUUAUGGGCUGUAUUUUCAAAGCGUUUCCUCCAUUCUUUAAUUAACACCGAUUUAUUUUUUUGAAAGGCGAGGAAAUCAUGCCGAUGAGAAGCGAAACAGCUUGAGAGGGCUGAAGAGAACUUGCCAUGUAUAUCUCUUAGCAGUUCGGGUUCUAGUUCUGUAAAAUUAGCAAAGUGUGUUUAUCUUGUUCAAAAAUAUAGCCCAUAUUUACUGCAGUCUUUAAUUAACUCCUAUUUUGAUGACAAUGCAUCAGUAACACUGAAAAACAAAAUCUUAAUUCAGAACACAAGUGCAUUUAUUUAAUUUGAUGCAUUACAAUUAUACUUAACUUUUGCAGUUAACAAAAUUAGAGCAAGUUAUCAUAACAAGAUAGUUAAAGAGAAAAUAAAAAAUAACAGGCAGUUUAAAAUACCCCCAAAAAUACAAAGAAAUCAAAUGAGGGCAGUGGCACCUAAUGGGUUAAAAAUGUGUACGAGACCUGCAGUCACAUGACAUGGAUGCCUGCUAUUCAUUUUGUGCAAGUUUAAUAGGUGUUUGUACCCUUUCAGAAAAACAGGAGUUAAUGUUAGACCACUUAGUGCUUUAAUUAUGCAUCUAAAAAGUCUCCUGCAUUUUAUCAUUUGUGACUGUGUGUUCCUUUUCUCUUAUUAUUUUAAAUGAGUCGCAUGUGUGGCCUAUUAGGUAUCAAUUAAAUUAGACAAUCACUAAUUUGCCUAUUUUGAUAAUUUUCCAAGAUUUUCAGUUCCAGUGGUUUGAUUCAUAUGUAGAACAAAUCAAAACUAAAUCGGUGUUGUCUUUCCCCUCUGACUGGAUGGAGUGAUUUGUUUUAUUGGUGCGCGGUUGCGUUGAGAUCGCUGUGAAGAACCAAAGCAGACCGCAUUCUAGAAUUUCAAAGUAGCAAUGCUACCAUGGGGUUUGGCUCCACAAGAAGUUGUGCAAACGCUAUUCAGUGAAUCGUGUGAAUUGCUGAUGGUGCUAAAGUUCCCUACAGAGGCCGGUGAGUUGCUUGAUGUAGCUUGCAGUGGGACGAAAAACGAGGCAGAGAUUCAGUGAGGUUGCAGUGUCUCAGAUUCAGUGAGGUUGCAGUGUCUCAGAUUCAGUGAGGUUGCAGUGUCUCAGACAUUCAGUGAGGCUGCAGUGUCUCAGAUUCAGUAAGAUUGCAGUGUCUCAGAUUCAGUGAGGUUACAGUGUCUCAGAUUCAGUGAGGUUGCAGUGUCUCAGAUUCAGUGAGGUUGCAGUGUCUCUGAGGUUCAGUGAGGUUGCAGUGUCUCAGAUUCAGUGAGGUUGCAGUGUCUCAGAUUCAGUUAGGUUGCAGUGUCUCAGAGAUUCAGUGAGGUUGCAGUGUCUCAGAUUCAGUGAGGUUGCAGUGUCUCAGACAUUCAGUGAGGUUGCAGUGUCUCAGGCAUUCAGUGAGGUUGCAGUGUCUCAGAUUCAGUGAGGUUGCAGUGUCUCAGAUUCAGUGAGGUUGCAGUGUCUCAGAGAUUCAGUGAGGUUGCAGUGUCUCAGAUUCAGUGAGGUUGCAGUGUCUCAGACAUUCAGUGAGGCUGCAGUGUCUCUGAGAUUCAUUGAGGUUGCAGUGUCUCAGAUUCAGUGAGGUUGCAGUGUCUCAGACAUUCAGUGAGGUUGCAGUGUCUCAGACAUUCAGUGAGGCUGCAGUGUCUCUGAGAUUCAGUGAGGUUGCAGUGUCUCAGAGAUUCAGUGAGGUUGCAGUGUCUCAGAGAUUCAGUGAGGCUGCAGUGUCUGAGAUUCAGUGAGGUUGCAGUGUCUCAGACAUUCAGUGAGGUUGCAGUGUCUCAGACAUUCAGUGAGGCUGCAGUGUCUGAGAUUCAGUGAGUUUGCAGUGUCUCAGACAUUCAGUGAGGCUGCAGUGUCUGAGAUUCAGUGAGGUUGCAGUGUCUCAGACAUUCAGUGAGGCUGCAGUGUCUUAGUGCAGGAUACUAUUCCGUUUUUAUUUUAAGGUUGAGUUAAAUGACAGAUUUUAAAGAGCGACUGGGUAUGAGGGUUAAAUAGAUUCUUGCUGUUUUAAAUUCUCUUUGAUGGGAUCGUGAGAGCUGUAUUGAGACUACAGGGGUGCUUUAAACUUCUACAAAGCGCAUCUAAACGAGAAUAGUGACAGCACUGUAUUGAAUAAUAACUGAAAGCUCCCACAUCUUUGCUGUAAGAUUUGUUACUGUGCAUCUUAGCAAUGACCACUAACCUGAAUACUAGCUGAUAACAUCCCAGUUAUCCAGCGCUGCCCCCCUGCACUUUUAAUAAUAAUAAUAAAAUAACAAUCACUUGUCCUUGCCUUGUACAGUUCAAACUUUUUAAAAAACCCCUCGAUUACAAUGACUGAUGUCCUUGUGUAGAAAUUAGCUAUCGAAUACAAACCCUGCCUGGUUUUCAUUUGCAAUUUUUCCUUCGUUUUGAAAAACGUUAGGAAGGGAGCGCUCUUCCUUCAGACACACAGCAGCCUCAUUAAAUCAGACGGGCAGUACCGUAAAGCUUGUGCGAUCGCAUUAAGUUUACCAGCUUCUCUACAAGUGAGGACAGAGUAGAGAGUCUCUCUUGCAUUUCAGUCGUUUGAAUGACCGCAGACUCUGGAUCAGGGGAACACAGUACUGAGAAAGAUUUAUCGAAAGGAACUUCACAGUAUUUACCAGUGUCAAAACGCAGAAUGUAAAUCGUCCAGGUGACUCCUGAAUUAUUUUGUAUGCCCCGGUCUAUAUGAGAUGUAAAUAUGUAUGUCAGACUGAGGCUAAUGUUCGGUGUCACUGGGGUAGUUUACCUGUUAACGUGUUUUUAAGAAAACAGGAUUGUCAAUCCAGGGACUGUGGUUAAUGACACUGCCAGGCAUUUAAAGGAUGGGGCUGGGUACAAUGCAUCCAGAACCGCAUGCUCCAGUUUUUUUGUAUUCCCGAAGCAGAGCUAUACAAUACAAAGCUGUACGCCUGGCAAGAUUAUGCUCAUCAUACAGUACAGUGUGUUGUCGUUUUUCUUUCCGUAAUACGUGAUGCAAGUUUGAUCAGCAUCUAAUAGUUUUAACAUUGAUCUGCUUCCACCCAGUCCCGUAUAUUUGUUUAUUUAUUUGCUUAUUUAUUUACUACCAGGGUUGGGUUCAAUUCCAAUUCCAUUUCCAAAUCAUUUUUAAAAUCAAUUCCCAAUUUCAAAAGCAAUUGGAAUUGAUAUUUUAGAGAUAUAAUAAUUGUUGUGAUUGUUCAUCUGCUUUCAUUUGAAGCCAAUUUAAUGGACUAACAAACAGCGACUGCAAUUGGGAGCGGUGAUGUGUUGGAAGUUGAUUAAAAGGGAAUUGAAAUUGGGAUGUAUUUUACAAUAGAAAAUGGAAUUUGGAAUUGGAAUUUAUUUUACAAUAGAAAAUGGAAUUUGGAAUUGGAAUUGGAAUUUAUUUUACAAUAGAAAAUGGAAUUUGGAAUUGGAAUUGGAAUUUAUUUUACAAUAGAAAAUGGAAUUUGGAAUUGGAAUUGGAAUUUAUUUUACAAUAGAAAAUGGAAUUGGAAUUGAAAAACAGGACGACCCCGACCCGGAUCCAGUACUUUGACAGCAAAAUAAGCAUAAUUUGUUGUAGCAACACUUCUGUGCAUGCAUAUUUUUACCAAGUUAUUGGUGAUCCAUUCAUGCUCAGUCCCUUUUGAAGUAGUGUUAAAUGCCUUUGCCUGUAUCGGUCUGAUGUGUUCAGUGCAGAUUCAGCAGGAUUGCGCACUUUUCUGAUUAAGGUAGAUCUAAAAGUAAACCGAUCUGGGAGCAGGAAUAGUAGAUUUGUCUAGACCUCCUUGCCGUGACAAUGCUGUUCUGAAGCUCUUUAUGCAGCAUCUUCAAGAAAUUGUUCACCAAGAAUACAUGUGCUCAUUUGGCAAAGCUUCUGCUCCAAGCGGACCUGGGUUCAAUUCCAGUACCAUCUUUCUUUUUUAAUAUAUAUAUUUUUUUUCAUCGAAAGGGUCAGUUUUAUGGUAAACAGGGUACUUGCAAGAACCCCCUUUUUUGUUUAUUUAUGAAUGCAGAUCUUUGUUCUGCGUUUUAAACGGAGGCAAACUUUAGUGUUUGGUCACUAGAAAAAGAAAAACAUAAUCAGUAUUGUGUGCUGAACUGUUGAGCACUUUAAGCCAAAACGAGGCACAUAACAAUGCAGGUUUACUAAAUCACUCUAAUUCGCAGUAGUACUGCAGUGGUUGGGUUAGAACUUAUUCUGUAAUGAAAAGACUAGGGGUGUGCUGAUGCUCAGACUCGUGAUUGCCUUUCAGAAGCAUCGAUCGGCAGGUAUUAAAUAAAUCCAUUCAUUAACGUGAUUUCAAAACAAGAAAAGCCGUCCUUCCCUCACCUUCACAAUUGAGUACCAAUCAGUGGCGAUUAACAUCUACGUUGAGUGUUUUAAAAGCCGAUCAUCCAGGACGCUCAAUUGCCAUUGAUUGGUACUUAAUUGCAAAGGUGUUGGAAGGACAGCCUUUCCUGUUUUGAAAUCAGGAAAUGUCAAAUCGCAUACUGAUAACCUCUUCUGCUUCUGUAUUGGGGGGGGGGGGGGGAAUACAUGUAUAUAUUUUGUAUUUAUUUUAUUGUUAUUUAAAAAGAAAUCUUUAUAUGAAUUCAGAGUCUGCCAUUUACAUUUAGAUUAUUUUGUUUGUUUUUUUUUCUGUCCUCUUACGUUUUUCUGUCCUCUUACGGCUCUUCUUGCAAUUAAUCAAAUUCUUUCAAACACGUUAAUGUUUUUUUUUUCACUUGGAGUUCAAGUCGCUCCUCAGUUCUGGUUUUCUGCCUGUAAUAAUUUAGAUCUUUAACAUCAUGUCAUCAAAGAAACUACAAAAUGAUAUCGCAAAAGUCUACCGGAAGCCAUAAUAGUAGUUGACGGUAUGUAAUUCAGUAUGUUAAAAUUAUUCAGUAGAUUUCAUUGAAACUAAAUUAAUUCAUUCUAUAGGGUGAUGCAAAACUUUUGGCCAGAGGAGUAGGAGCAAGCACCAUCUACUACACAGCUAUACAUUUCAAUAACAGCUCAACUCUCUUUACAGAAGUAACUGCCAGCUCCCUUUUGUUUCAGCACAUGGCCCUGCCUUUACUUCUUGUAAAGACACUUGAUCUGAUCUAGCCUGUGUUACACACGUCCAUGGCAGGCAGCUAGGACUAAAGAACAGCCCCUGAAUGCAGAGUGAAAGUCCUGUAUUAACACAAAAUAAAAAACACAGUAUUUGAGUAAUAGUUGUUUGAGUAUUUGAGUUAAGCGUCACUAACAAGGGUUGCAAACAUCAUAAAAGGGUCUGGAGAUCGAAAAAGAAAAUGAGACACUGUAAUCUCUGAAGAGGUUUUUUUAAUAUUAUUUUAUUUCAGAGGGAUACAGGGUGUUCACAUGAAUGUGAGGAUGUAAAUUUGCAAGAAAAUAAAAUUGACAUGAGUUUUUUUAUUGUUAUUUAAUUUAAUUUAAUUUAAUUUAAUUGCUGUUUUUUGUUUGUUUGUUUUAGUCGUAUAAGAAGACAGUGUUCUCACCAGGCGUUUUAAAUGCCCACAUGACCAGGUGUUUUAAAUGCCCACAUCACCAGGUGUUUUAAAUGCCCACAUGACCAGGCAGGAUGUGAUAAAACCCUAAUCUAAAAACAGAGCGCUUAGAAGGUAGAUUCCCACUUAAAACAGCUGCUACUGGAGACAGAAAAAACAAGGUCCCUAACCAGAUUGGAGGUUUAAAGAACGCUGCAUUUUGCUUAUUACAUUUCUGGUGCUCCCUUGUGAGAACGCAUAACCACUUUGAAUACUGCUGGUAAUUAUAUGCAGAAAAAUCUGAGUGGCCCAGUUUACAUGUUCAUACUUACUCUGAAAAGGCCAGAGAAAUAUCGAACCAGUCAGCUGCAGCACAACUAGACUCUUAAGAUUCGGAUGUAGAGACUAUACAUGUAAGGCUGCAAUUCUUUCAAGCUAGCGCUGUUUGAUGGAAUUACAGUCAUAUACGCACAGUCGGAGUGUACAUUUUAUAAGUACUUGCAAACUGUUCAGAUUCUAUAGUUUCUCUGUUUUCUUACAGUCGUAUUGAAUUUGUGCACUGUUUUUUCAUUAUUGCAGCAUUUUAUUAAAUUUGUAUAGGUGUAAAUGUUUACUGAUAAUUGUUGUCUUUUAUUAAAUAGUUAAAUUCAAUGCAAAUAAUUCUAGAAGGACUCCAGGAUUGGAGUCAAGGACGUUUCUGUAGCACUGUUCACCACAACUCUGGAUAACGAUUCUGGUGAGAGCACUGAUCCAUCUGCCUGUAGUUUAUUUUGUGUACAUGAGGGAGAACACAUGAACUCACAGAAAAGACAGUAUAGCAACUAACCAGCUAGCCGUAGUCGUAGUAAUGAUGAGAAUACGAGUAAUAAUUCAUAUUUCAUAAUCCUAUAUCAAAUGGUGGUGGUCUCUCCCUGUAUUUCUUGUGUUCGUUGAUGCCAUGUAAUGCUCUGCUAGAAAAUAAAUACAUUUAAAAAUAUAUAUAUAACAUUUCUCUGUGACUUUUACCAUUUGCUGUCUUAAAACCUUCGUAACGAAAGGAAAUACAACAUUUGAGUGUUCUGUACUUACAAAAAAAAGAAAGAAAAAAAGAUCAAAUAAAACAUUUACACCAUGAA